UGAGGUCAGUUCCGCUGCACGCUAGCGGGCUGCUGCACUCGGCGCAGGGCGUGGAGCCGCGUCGGCGCGCUGCGAGCGCGCGUGGGGGGCGCAGGCUCACCCACGGAGGUGCUGCAAGUUGAGAGAAUCCAGUAGAGAACUGAAAAUAGUUUUAUGGUUACAGAACUUGAAGCAAUACUUAUUCAUAACGAUAAAAAUACACACUCUCCAGAGCAGUUGCGUGAAUGAUAGCUAAGCAACACAUUUGAGAGACUGUCACUAUAAAAAUUGUUUGUGUCCAUUGCCGUUGUAUUUGACUAAACUGGCAAAGAGCCACUUGUUUUGAAAUGCAGAUAAAGAAAAUGAGGGAAAUUUUACCAAAACUAUAUACAAGCCAAGUUGAUGACAUAAAUAAUUCUUUGACUACAUCUCCAAAGCAAGCCAAUGAGGAUGAAGCAAAUCAACCAAAAGGGACUGAAGGCCAGAAUUGUGUCUAUCAAGGGGCUGAAGUUGAGGAUAAGCUGCCAUUGGUCCUUUGUAUAAAGUGCAGAAGUGUGCAAAAACUUCCAGUGCAUGACUUACUAAAGCAUAACAAACCCAGGCAGACUGAAGACAAAAACUUCAUUUGCAGCAGCUGCAGUCUGAAUACGCCACCAACUUUCCGUUGUGUAGCUGACAAUGCCGUUGCCGUAGAUUUAGAAAAUCAAGAAAAACCAUCCCUAAGUAAAACUCAGAAAACAUUUAAAGUAAAAAACUUUCAACCAGAUAAAUAUUACUGCGAUAAAUGUCGAUUUUCAACAAAGGAUCCUUUGCAGUAUAAAAAGCAUGUAGUUCAACAUGAAGAGAUUAAAUUUGUUUGCUCCCACUGUAACUAUGUAUCCUACACCAAAGGAGAAUUCCAACGGCAUUUGGUGAAACAUACUGGAACUUUUCCAUAUCAAUGUGAAUACUGUGAAUAUGGUGCUGUUAGACAUGAUUAUAUAGUAAAACAUACCAGAAGAGUACAUGAAACAGUUACUGAGAAGGGGCCAAUGAAUAUGGUUACAAAACAAGAGCAAAAGAGAUCUUGCUUACCAAAGAGAAGCACUUUGUUUUCUGAAAAGCAGAAGUGUGAUCAAAAAAUUCCUCUUCGUAAUGAGCCUUCAGAUUUAUCAUCAAGUACAACUUGCAGCAAAAUGCAAGAUGAAAUGAACAAAACAGUUUGUUUGUCUGGCGAUGUAGAAUGUAGCCUAGGUACAGUAUCAGUCCGAGAUAAAACUGUAUUGGAACCAGCUGAAGUAAACAUAUAUGAGAACCAAAAUGUGGAAGUUGAAGUUUAUUCCCCCAAAAAAGAGCCUGUACAGCCUGGAAUGCCAUUAACAGUGAUUGCACCUUCAGAACUUGUAGUUCCUUCUAACUGCUUAGCUCAGUUAUUAGACAUAAAAAUAGUGAAUGGCACACAGCAGUUGGUUCUUAAACUUAUUCCUCUGAAAGAAACAAGUAAUAAACCUAUAAACUGUAAAGAAGAGGAACUCAGGAAUCAAGGUGAAGAGCAAACAGAGAAAGGAAAAAGAAUAACUUCUGUUGCUCAAAAUGAAUUAACCACUGAAGCAACUGUAAAUUUAUCUAGUGUUAGUAACAUGCUUGCUUCGGAUAAUAAAUACAAAAAGAACUCUGAAUGUCUUAAUUCCUCCAAUUCUGACUAUAACUCAAAUGUACUUAGGCAGGAUAAAUCAAGAAUAAGUUGUCCUAAAUCGUCAAAUAAGGAAAAAUAUGCAAAAAAUAAUUUAUACUGUUCUAAAGAGACUCUGGACAUGUCCACAUGUGCAUAUGCUGCUUCCUCUGAAGGUGAUAGAUCCCAGACUGUUUUGUUGCAGGCAGCUCAGAAGAGCAACAGUUCCUCUUCAUCUCCUGCCCUUGGAGAAAAGGACAUAUUGCAUUUAAACGGUGAUGACAAAGAAUGCAGGAGCCAGAUCAUUAGCUCUCUGGAAACACAUUUGUUUGAUACCUGUUUGGUUAAAGAAUCUUCUAAAACUUCUCAAGGAUGGGGAGAGUUCUCUUUAAAUAAAAGUGCAUCUUUAGAGGAAUCAAGUGAUGGCUUAAGUAAAUUAAACAGAGAGAACUCUGAUUGUCAGAAUAAUCCUUUAGAAGCUUUAGAAUUGCAGAAUGUAGAAAAUAAGGACAGCCCUCCUGAGGGUCCUGUCAUUUCAUCUGUAUUUUCCCUUAGCUCUGGGGCUGAAAACAUCCCAGAGGGAAUCAAGUGGGAUAAUACUGCAUGCAAUAAAAAGUCAACAACAAUGUUGUGUAGAAAGAUUGCUCAGUUGAUGUCCGCUGCUGAGUGUAAUGUGAAAUCUACAUUGGUUGCUUCACCUAUGCCUGUUAGAUGUUGUGCUUCUAAUAAGAAGAUGCCUUUGCCUCAGGAAACUUUAGCAAACUCUGAAAAAAAAGUCCCUGCUACUGAAUUGGAACAAUUUGCAUCUUCACUUCAAACACUGCAGAAUGGUGGGAUUGGUAAUGAACUGUAUAAUAAACAACCACCACAAUCACGGUCAACUACAACAAAAACUAAAAGUAGAAUGACUAAAAACACUCACAUUGCUACUCCAGUGUUCAUUCCAAAAGGGACAGUGCUGAGGGUCCUGAAUGUCAUUAGGAGUGAGAACACAAAAGAAGCAGGAGAUAAGAAUGAAAUGUCAUCUGCUACGAUGUGUUGUAACGAAAUGUUUCUACCACGACCAGUUCCUUUCAGCAUUUCUGAGAAACUUAGCAGUAACCUACCUUUGCCAAAUGAGAGUGAACUUAAUGAACAGUCCAGAAAUCAAAAUAUGUCACUUAGGCACAGACCAAAAAGAGAGGCUAAUGCAAAAAGUAAUAGCAAACAAAAUUUUGUACUACUGCAUCAAAAAAGUGAUGAGCUAAGUAAGCAGAGCAAACUUACUUCAAAGGAACAACUUGUACCUAAAAAUAAGGUAAAACAAGCAAAGUCCAGGGAUUUUUUGUCUAAGAAGAAAACAAGAAUUUACUCAGAAACCAGUUGCAUUUCUGAGGCGAUGCCUCUUUUGACAUCAAGGCGUCUUAGACUUGUACCACUUAGAGAACAUCAGUUGAUAAAAUGUCCUCGUCGUAACCAGCCUGUAGUUGUGUUAAAUCAUCCUGAUGUUGAUUCAGCAGAGGUAAUUAAUAUAAUGAAAAUUGUCAACAAGUAUAAAGGCAAUAUUGUGAAAGUCGUUUUAUCAGAAAGAACGAGUAGUUGUCUUGGUGUGAAACAGUAUAAUAAACGGCUUACAUUUCAGAACUUGGAAACAACAAGCCAAAUGAAAAAGCAGAACUUUUUAAAAAUGAAGCUAAAAAAGAACCAUAAAAACAACUACCGGGUAGUGAAAACUUCACCAGCUAAAACACUGCAGUGUAUGUUUAAGUGUUGGUUUUGUGGAAGGAUAUAUGUAGACCAGGAAGAAUGGAUAAGUCAUGGACAGAGACAUUUGAUAGAAGCAACCAAAGGCUGGGAUGUUCUUUUUCUUCCUCUAGAAAGCCACAAGUGAGAAACUGUCAAUUUACUGCUCUUAUUUUAAUAUGAGUGCCAUUAAUUUGUUUGGAAAGGGAGACAGAAGUAAAUAUUUUACUGGAGGGUUUUUAUAUUUGGCAGGUGGGAGAGUGGUAAUAGGAAUUAUAUACUGUAUGAGAAGCCAGUCUUGAGCACUAAACACUACAUAGCACUCUGAUGCCUGAAAUAAGUGUUAUGGCUAUCCCUUGCUUUUUUGAAAGAGACCUGGAAAUGAUUUGCUCUGAAAACAUUCUAGUGUAAUUCUCUUCACUAGGACACUAUAUGCAGUAACGUUAUGUUGUGAAGUCAGUAGGGAUUUAAAAUAUCCAACUAUAUGACCUGUGUGAAAUUAAUUGAAUUCAGUCUAAUUUUACUACUAUAACUUAGUGGUUCAGAGAUCAGGCAUAAGUUUAAUGAAGAGCAUCUUUGACUCCUAUGAAUAAAAAUGUGUGCAUCAUAAUUUAGUAGCAAAUUAAAAAAAAUGCCAUAGUGGGGAAAACUGGUGCUGAAUCUGAUUAAACUCCAAUUUUAAGGAACAGAAGUAACUCCACUGAGUUCAGUGGAGCUACACCAGUGUAAAUGAGGAAUUGGUGAGAUCAGAAUCCCACUUGGUGGAAUGGCAAUGAAAGCUUAAUUCUGUGUUGUACAGUCGGGCCAAGUUGUGUCUUGUGCCACACAAGUGUGAGAGGGGGAAGAGGAUACAGGUGACUACUUACUGUGCAAGCAAGCAGAAGCUCAACUUAAAGAGCUUGAAAUGAGGCCUGGCUUCUUUACUGGCUGGCAUGAUGUGAUUCUGAUGGAUUGUGCAUGCUGUAGGGCGUAAUGAUCAGUGCAAUGUGUAAUUCGAUUAGAAAUGUACACUUUCAGGAUAGAGUCUUUAACCAGGACCCCAGCCAGCCUAGCAGCUAGUGCAUAGAUAGGAAGAACUAGCUGGAGAACCAAAUUGCUGCUUUGAAAAAGAGAGAUUAUGUUGCAGAACUCUACAUUGCCAGUAUCCACGUUUUCAGUAGAAUCUUUAUUUUGACAUCCUAAAUUUGAAGAUUUUGCACGUUAGAAUCUAUACAUGUAAGCCUCAAUUCAGCAAGCUACUUACCAAUAAUAAUAAUAAGCACAUGCCUAAUCAACUCCCAUUGAUUGCUGUGUGACUACUCAGUGAAGUCAAUAGGAUGAUUCAUAUGCUAAGUGCCUUGCUGAAUGAAGGUGAGUUUUUAGUGGGGAAGGAGGAUGGUCGAUAGUGAAGUUUAAUAGUUGGCCACUGUACACGUAUAGGAUUUUCUUGGUUAUCUUGUCACAAAUUGUAAACCAUUUUAUUUUUUUAAAUUUCAUGUACAGCAAGUGAUGAAUUGAGUACAUAUUUUGCAGUCACAUUUCUACAGGUAAAAAAGUAAUUAAUUUGAUGCUGGAGAUAUAUUAUACAUUUGAAUUUUGUAUAAAUGCCUGUAGUUCCUAAUUGUUAACAGUGGAAAAACACAUUUUGUUAAAAAAAAAAAAUAAAAAGCAAAACCCCACAACCCCUUCACCCCCCACAAUAACCUACGAGUCUGGGAAUAUAUAUAUUUUUUUUUAUACUCUAGAAAAUUAAACAUGGUUUUGUUUAAUGUAUGUACUAUAUCUGUAUUGAAAUGUAAAUAUUUUGAAACGAUAAAGCACAUCUUGUGACUUGGGUCUAAUUUACAAAAAGAGUUAUGUGAAACUUUUCUGUCAGACCAUUUUGCAAUACAAUAUUAAAAUCUUCAGAUAUUUAGUGCUUUCAGAAAGGAGAUCUUGUAUUACUUUGCAACUUUUUGUAUCGUAGUAAAAGGCUAAACUGUUCAAUGGAAUACAGUUUGUAUUAUCUCUGGUUUUUUCAGUAAUGACAGUUCUUAUUUUGAAACAGGAAUUUAUAUUUUUUUAGACUGGAACAGUAGAGAUUUUCACUUUGUGUUCUUUGAAGCCAAACAUCAUAAUGUUUCAAUUUUAAAUUGUGAAAAUAAUUUCAAAUUCUAAAUCUGUCAUAUCAGAUUUUAAUAAAUAUUGAAACUGCUAACCUAUGAAAAACCACUUCUGGCCAAAUUCUUCCUCACUUACACUCAUCAACCCAGGCAGAUGUUUGAACCUGCUUUAGUUUCUGUAGAAGCUAUUAAAGAAAUACUUUUGAAUCCUCUAUUUGUUUGGCAAAAUAUGACUGACAUCUUUUAAUCUUUAAUCAAUUUUGUAUUCUUAAAAAUUGUGCUGCGUGCAGGAUUAUAAACAGAUUGUAGAUGGGUUUAGUGGUGUUUUUCUUUGCUUAUUUUAGUAAACAAAGACUCUUCUUUGUAUCUCAUUUGUUAAUCUACAUGUAACUGUUCUCCCUAUAUUAAAUUUACAAAAUAUAAGUGUUUUUGUAUUAACAUGAACAUUUUUAGUAAAUUGAAUUGUAUGGUGGAUAUAAAAAUUUGACAGCAGAUCUCAUGCCUUUUUCUCUUGCCAAGAACAUCCAAAUUCUGGCCAGAUGGGUGUGUCUCUAAAUUUUUAAAUUUAUUUAUUUAUUUAUUUAUUUUAUUGAUGUAAUAUUGUAUUUGGAUAGUUUUCCUUCUGGAAUUUUAAUAGCUUUGUGACUUGAGAUAAAGAGUGUGACCCAGAUUCUCUCUGUUCUGAGCUUCAUUUGAUGGAGUAUGCUCCAGGAGAGGCUGUCUGGGAGUUGGUUAUGGCUUUCUGAUUCUCAGGGCAGAUCUGCACCUUGAUGAGCCCAGUAGAAGUUAGAACAGGGGUUGGAAUACCCUAUUUGGGUUCUAUAACAAUUUUUUUCCUGCAUCCUGCCAGAAAAGAUACUCUUUCUUGUUUCUGAUUUGUUAAAGGACCCAUGAUUGAUUCUGUUUUCUGUUGCAUUUUAAUCAUCAGAAACAAGGUUUGCCCUAUACAUUCAAGCUGAAUUUAAACUACAGAAACCUUAUAAAUCUCAAAUAGCGUGUGUAAAAUCCUUUUUGUACAAACUUUAGUCUUUGUAUUUUUAAAGAGGCCAGAAUUAUGCUCUAGUCUAGUGCCUCUUGACUAUGAUUUUCUCUCAAGUUUGCAAAGGAUAUGAAUUCAGUGGGACUAAUUGCGUGAAUAAUCUUACCUCCAUAAGGGUUUGAAGAACUGGGAAUUAAAUGCAAGCCUCUGUUGCUGGAGCUAAAGAAUAAUUACUGUUAAGUCUUACUACUAGGGAUGACUGUCUCAUGGAGGCCAGCCCUAAAGUCUGAUCCAGUGGUUGUUGAAGUCUGUUGAAAGACUGUAAUUGAUUUCAUGGAUAUUGGAUUGGUCCCCUACUGAGCAGGUGAUUCCAUUGUUUAAAACCCACCUGUAGUCUGCACCAGUAGUGAAAUGGUUAAACAGUAGAAGUGCCAAGUUAGAUGCAACUUUUCUGAGUUUAAAUGAAGGAAUAUUUUGUAAUGCAAUUCUAAUAUAUUGCAUUGUUUUGUUUCAUGGAUUUAUUUUGUAGUCCUCGUGACUUUUCAAAUAACAGAGAGGUUUUGUUAAUAUAAGCAAUCAAACAAUUUAUCAAUUAUCAGCAAGACAGAGAAAAUAUUGCUCAGAAGUUAGCUGCUGUUCAUACUAGUUGUACUAUGACAUUUAUUUGAACAUGCCACAACGCCCUCUAUUUGAAGUUUCACUUUUGUAUAUUACUUAAUUUUAAUCACGCACAGCAGAGUACAAUUUGAUCUAAUCUCAUAUAUGAGAAAUCACAUUUCAUAGACAUUUCUCAAGAAUUAGAACUCUUCAUUGUAUUCGUGUUGAACUCAAAUCUAAUCUAAUUUCUACACAGAUUUUAAAUAUUAAAAGUGUUCUUAUUUUUACAUUUAUACAAACAGAUUGAAAUCACUUAGGGUAAGAAGCAUCUUCUGUUCAACUUAAAAGGAUGUAUAAGGUAACAUUGUUCUCUCUGGAUUCCAGACUUAUCCUUUCCAUCAAUAAGUAUAAUGGGAACACGUGUGUAGAAGUCAAUGAUUUCUUGCACAGAAUCAAACUUCUGAAAAACAUUAAACAAUUGAACACAGAAAUGCUGAAAAUCCUUAUCUUCUGAUAUGAAACAGGUACCUGGAUGGAGGCCUGAGGCUGGAUCACUUUAAGGAAACUGUGUUGUUUGGACUUCUGAGUAACCAGUAAGCUGAUACAAUUGGAGAAGACAGAGUCAAGUGGGAAGGAGAAGAACUUAAAAGAGAAGACAGGAGAGUCAGAAAGGAGGCUGCAGAGAGAAAUGGUUUGGUGUUUCGUCUUGCUGGGAAAAGAACCACAGAAGAGAUGCAGACAGUAUCUUACCACGUGGGACUGGCCUGGAAGUGAGAGGGCAGCAGAGAUAUCUCUUCUUGACAUGACAUUAAUAUGGCUGACACAUCUGCAUUCAGCACAACAAGUUACAGAAACAAGGAGAGCAAUAUUACAUGUGGCAAACUUAGUACAAGCAUUCUGGUCAGCAGAAGCAUCGGUCACAGGCAUUAUGAUCCUGAUGAAGCAAAACUGAAAUCAGUGGAGUUUAAGUCAAUGGGACAUGCUUAAAGUUAAUCAUAGUGAAUCCAAGUCUGGCUAUUUGGCACUGGAUGAAAGAGAUUGAAAAAAAUAUCACUGUGGCUGAAGAAAAACACAGAACUAUGAUAAG
Messenger RNA from Dermochelys coriacea (leatherback sea turtle), 8096 nucleotides. It is a transcript of the gene ZNF518B, whose product is annotated as zinc finger protein 518B. The transcript is spliced from 7 exons. Gene Ontology annotation, biological process: regulation of DNA-templated transcription. Bases 327 to 3500 code for a protein of 1057 amino acids. The record is from RefSeq and is a predicted model, not a curated record. NCBI's taxonomy places the organism in Eukaryota, Metazoa, Chordata, Testudines, Dermochelyidae. Gene Ontology annotation, molecular function: RNA polymerase II cis-regulatory region sequence-specific DNA binding; DNA-binding transcription factor activity, RNA polymerase II-specific.